ACAAUACGGAGUACGACAAACUCAUUUGAUUUGGUUCUUCUGCUAACUCUUAAAGUGAGACACUGAUUAUUCUGGUUCAGCCCCUGUAGGUAUGCCCACCGAGUAGGAUGACACUAGUGUAAUCACUAGCCUAUGAAUAUGACCCUGAACACAGUAUACAACUUCUUCCCGUCGGUACGCCGCUCCGCCCAGCUGCCGGCUGUACCCCGAUCUGCGUUUUGCCGACCUGCGCGGCAAUGCAGAGACUCGGCUAGCCAAAGUCGAUGACCCUGCCAGCGAGUAUACCGGUAUGGUAAUGUCGGCGGCCGGACUGGAGCGCAUCGGUCUUCAGUCGCGCAUCAAUCAGUACCUGGGCUCCAAGAGCGAAUGCGGUGUUCCCAUUGGCGUCGAGACGGAAUGGGUUCAGCCUCACCAACUGCGGAUAAGUGCUAUCGUGGUGAGUCUAGAUGGCUCCCAGAGUGGUGAUGGUGAUACCCUCGAUGCUCGAAUCGAAACUACCAACGAAGCGGAUGUCCUCGAUCAGAAUUUGGCGGCCUAG
Aspergillus saccharolyticus JOP 1030-1 is the source of this 538-nucleotide messenger RNA. RefSeq lists its product as uncharacterized. Lineage: Eukaryota; Fungi; Ascomycota; Eurotiomycetes; Eurotiales; Aspergillaceae. Gene Ontology annotation, molecular function: hydroxymethylbilane synthase activity. The transcript is spliced from 2 exons. Bases 290 to 538 code for a protein of 82 amino acids. The record is from RefSeq and is a predicted model, not a curated record. Gene Ontology annotation, biological process: tetrapyrrole biosynthetic process.